AGAGCUUCCUCCGCAGAAAUGGGUAGAGCCGAGAAAGAGAAACUGAACCGAACUCUGAACCAGCACCUCAACACCGUCCACGAGAUCUUAGAGGUGAUAGAUCAAAACCCAGUUUCCACAGUUGAGAAGGUGAGCUGGGAAGAUGUCGUCCAGAUGGGUAACCAAGUCUCCAAACAGGCUACCAUUGUUGGAAUGAUUUGGAGUGGAGAUAGAGUAGAAGCUAGAGUGAUUGAAGAAAACAUGACCGCCUACUUCAAUAUGCUACAAAAUUUCCUUCUUCUUUCACAUGGGAGUUUGGUUGGUGCAGGGCCUACUCUUUCUUCUUGUGUCCACGCAUCUGUAAAGCAAGUUGUUGACUCCAGUUUUAAGCUGAUGAAGGAAUCUGUCUCCUUGUAUGGAGCAGUGAAUAAAGACUGGAAAAUGUCAAUUCCACAGUUGGCUGGUGCAGUAUGGGAAGCCUGUUCUGCGCUUAAGAAAGUUCCUUCCACAAAUGUCACGGCAAUCGGGCGAGCAAUGACACAGGUUGCGGUCACCAUGAAGGAUGUUCUUCGUGAGAUGAAGGAGCUUAAGCCAGCUACCGACUCAACAGGAGAUGAGAUGGAAGCAGAGAUUCAGCCUCAUUAUGAUGAAACUUCGAGCGACAGUGAUCUGGGAAACGACCUGUCAGCUGAAGAGAUGAAAGCUGCUGAGCUAGCAACUGAUGCUGUGUCUGAGACUCUUGGCGUGAUAAAGGAACUAAUUCGGACCAUCACAAGUUUGCUUAAACGAGAAAGUCCAAUUGACAAGAAUUUUGUGGAUUCCCUAGAGAGAUUGUUAAAGAUGUGUCAAGGAAUAGGAGAACAGAUAGACGAGCUUGGAGCUUGUCUCUAUCCCCCACAAGAGGUUUCCACUAUCAAGACAAUAUUGGAAAAAAUGUCCAGCCUUACAGAUGAUAUGAGAGCUGAGUUACAGUGUCUUGAAGGAAAUUUGGAAGCUUUUAUUCAGGCAUGUGAUUGUUUGAAGAGAACAUUGAGACGGCUUGAUUCUGCGCUAGACUGCCCAACAACUGCAGAUUGAGAAACCAAGGUGCAGAAGAUUGAUUUGAACAAUUAAGGGAAAUAGGGUUAGUGAUUAUCAAAAUGGUUCUUGUAAUGGUCUUUUUUCAAUAGUUGAACAAUUCUGGAUGAUUGUGUUAUGUUGGUCUAGUACGAUUGAUUAUAUCAGUUGUGUACUGAAGAUCCAUCAGACCAUUGAUUAGCAAUAUCAUAGAGCUGAUACGGGUCAUUCACCCUUCAAUAAGA
This is a messenger RNA of Argentina anserina (silverweed cinquefoil), 1280 nucleotides long. RefSeq lists its product as uncharacterized. The record is from RefSeq and is a predicted model, not a curated record. Gene Ontology annotation, biological process: regulation of cell cycle. The transcript has a single exon. Bases 19 to 1056 code for a protein of 345 amino acids. Gene Ontology annotation, cellular component: nucleus. NCBI's taxonomy places the organism in Eukaryota, Viridiplantae, Streptophyta, Magnoliopsida, Rosales, Rosaceae.